UGUCGUAAGAAAGUGAGAAACAAAACCAUACAGUGUUUGGUUUCUCCCUUCAACCAAACAGUUCCGACACCUUCCUAUUUCUCUUACUACAUAUGUCCCUAUAUAGAGUAGCUGGUUUCCUUGUUAAAACCAUACAGUAGGUUUCUUCUUUCUCUUUGUUUUGUUGCCGAAACUGACAGUCAGAGGUAGAAGCAAGGAAUAAGCUCCCAGUUACAAAAUGUGGUUAUGUGGAGUUGUUAAAACCGGACCUGAGCAAGAAAGAAAGCUAGGUGGAAAUAGAGCUGCACUUUUUGUAUAUGCUAUGGAGGCACUAGAGAACAUGGCAUUUCUGUCGAUUUCCAUAAGCCUUGUAACUUACUUCUAUGGGUAUAUGAACUUUAGCUUAACAAGAUCUGCUACCUCAGUUACCAAUUUCUUGGGAACUUCAUUUUUACUCUCGCUCUUUGGAGGUUUUAUCUCUGAUACCUAUUUGUCAAGAUUCAAGACUAGCGUCUUGUUUGGAUGCAUUGAACUAUUGGGUUACGCCAUAUUAACAGUUCAAGCACAUUUUCAUCAACUGAGACCAACACCAUGCCAAGGAGUUUCACCGGACAAGACGAAUCAAUGCGAGGCCGCAACCGGUGGCCAAGAGGCAGUUCUUUUCACUGGUCUGUACCUUGUCGCAAUAGGUACCGGCGGUGUUAAAGCUGGUCUGCCAUCCUUAGGAGCUGACCAAUUUGAUGAAAAUGACCCUAAGGAAGCUGCAGAGCUGUCUAGUUACUUCAACUGGUUCUUGUUUAGCAUCACCGUUGGAAAUAUAAUCGGUGUCACUUUUGUUGUCUGGAUAAGCACAAAUCAAGGUUGGGAAUGGUCAUACGCAAUCUGUACUAUGGCUCUCUUAUUCUCUGUAAUCUUGUUAUGUAUGGGAAAGUCAUUAUAUCGAAUAAAUGUACCUAAAGGAAGCCCCAUCAUUCGAUUUAUGCAGGUAUUUGUAGCUGCAAUUAGAAACAGAAACCUUCCAAUCCCAGACAUGACAGACGAAUUACAUGAAAUUCACGACAAGGAGAUAGGGAAACAGGAUGAAAUCCUCAAAAGGACUGAUCAAUUCAGGUUUUUGGACAGGGCAGCAAUUUUAAGAACAGAUAAUAAUGGUGCUUCAACCUCAGUAACGCCUGGGCCCUGGAGAUUAUGCACAGUUACACAAAUUGAAGAAACAAAAAUCCUAAUUCGCAUGGUUCCAAUUAUACUUAGCACGGUCUUCAUGAACACAUGUUUAGCUCAACUUCAAACUUUCACAAUCCAACAAGGCACAACAAUGGACACAAAUUUCUUCGGAUUUCACAUACCUGCCCCUUCGAUUCCAGUAAUUCCUCUGCUUUUCGUGUUUGUUCUAGUCCCAAUUUAUGAUCGCAUUUUCGUUCCGCUCGCUCGAAAGAUAACAGGAAUUCCUACCGGAAUUCGAUACCUUCAGCGAAUCGGAGUAGGGCUGGUUCUGUCAGCCAUCUCAAUGGCGGUUGCCGGAAUUGUGGAAACUCGCCGGAAAUCCGUAGCAAUUAAGCACAACAUGAUUGAUUCUACCGAGCCAUUGCCAAUGAGCUUGUUUUGGCUAGGGAUUCAAUAUUCAAUAUUUGGAGCGGCUGAUCUGUUUACUUUGAUUGGAGUACUUGAAUUUUUUUAUGCAGAAAGCUCAGCUGGUAUGAAAUCAAUAAGCACAGCAAUCUCAUGGAGUUCUCUAGCUUUUGGAUUCUUUAUGAGCUCAGUUGUGGUGGAGAUAGUGAACAGAGUGAGUGGUGGAUGGUUGGCUAACAACAAUUUGAAUAGGGAUAAGUUGAAUUACUUCUACUGGUUAUUGGCAGGGAUGAGUGUUGUAAAUUUUGGGUUUUAUUUGGUGUGUGCAUCUUGGUAUAGAUACAAGAAUGUAGAACUAAUGAAUUCUAGUGAAGCUGAUUCUAAAAGAAAGCUUGAGUUAGUUGAAAUUUAGAUAAGAUGGGUUUUGGGGAUGUUAUAUUAAACCAGUUUAGUGUUUGUUUGUGAUCUUUAUGUGUAUUUUACUUCUGCACACUUGAUGAAUGUAAGGAUAUAGUUAUAUGAGAAUAAGAAUAUUAAUAUAACUAUAUUAACUAA
Molecule: messenger RNA, 2103 nt
Organism: Jatropha curcas
Lineage: Eukaryota; Viridiplantae; Streptophyta; Magnoliopsida; Malpighiales; Euphorbiaceae
Product: protein NRT1/ PTR FAMILY 4.5
Biological process (GO): transmembrane transport
Cellular component (GO): membrane
Molecular function (GO): transmembrane transporter activity
Source: RefSeq, a predicted model, not a curated record